GUUCGUGUUUUACUAUUGCACAGCCUUUUCAGAAAUUACGCCCAAUAGAUAAAAUGGCGCAUACUAUGAAGGGCAGUGCCUAGGUUGCGAUCUGGCUAUAGUACGCGUCGCUUGCUCUUAUGUUGAAUCGCAAAGGCCAAUAUAAACUCUGUACUUCCAGUUGAACUCUUCGAAAGCAUGCUCAGCAGUCUGCUGUGUCAACCAACAUGUCCAAGGUCUUGAAGCAAUUUGAAAACGCCAUUUUUAAGGGAGGGCUUUACAAAAAGCUCUUCCAGAAACAAACCCCUGGCAAGCGCAUCGCACCACCACCGGCUAAGGACAAUGACUCCAUAUAUCAACUACGUCUAGACGCCGGCGAGUCCAUAGAUGGGAAGAAAAAUGUUUAUUUGCAGGUCAACUCCCAGGCCAAAAAUGAUGCUCUCAAAGCUUUCAGGAAGAAAAACGGAACGGAUGCGGAUCUGGCCUCCGGUUCCAUCGAUGAGAAUACCCCCGAUGAGUCGCAGGAGGAAGCCGCGCGGAAGCUCUGGGAGGAUCUGGCAAAGCAAGCGAAAAAUAGGCUUGGCUGAACAACGCUGUCUGCUAAUGUAUGCACCCUUUUUAUACGUUGUGCAGAUAUCGUUCUAAGGACUUCUGUGUAGGGCAUCCCAAGAAUGUUGCUACGUUUGCAACGGGACGACAUGAACUAGGAGGGUUUUCCGACCGUGAUGUAAAGCUGCUGCUGGAUUUGACUUCUCAUCUACAUUUUGAUGUUAUUGAAUGACUUUCUUUCCCGUUUCAACGUUGAUGUUUUGCAGUAAUUGGAUGCCUUCUACUUCCAUUAGAAUUAUCGUAAGAUCAGUGCACCGAUCUCAAUCUGACCCCCGGCAAAGGCCGUUUCGUUCGCGCCUCCCGAUGAUUGACUGGUAGUCAAAAGCAUCAGUCAACGCGGAAAGAUUUUUGAGUAGGGCACUCGCUAUUUUCGCCAGUCGCGCCAUUUAAUAUGCUCUCCGCUCGUGUCAUACGUGUGCCAUAUGAGCAUAACCCUACUGGCGUAAAUCAUCCAGCGCCUGGCGAGACAAGGAGAUCGACCCUCUCUUCUUAUCCAGCUAUCAUUAUAUGUUAGCCAAAUCAUCUCCUCUGUUCUUACGCAUUCCUUGAGGAUACC
Aspergillus welwitschiae is the source of this 1144-nucleotide messenger RNA. RefSeq lists its product as uncharacterized. The transcript is spliced from 2 exons. Lineage: Eukaryota; Fungi; Ascomycota; Eurotiomycetes; Eurotiales; Aspergillaceae. The coding region runs from base 207 to 566 and encodes 119 amino acids. The record is from RefSeq and is a predicted model, not a curated record.